AUGGCUUCAAUUUUCAACCUUCUCUCCCUCACUCUCUUCCUUGCCCUAGUUUUCAAAGCUUAUGGAGACUGUGCUUUGAGUGAAAUUGGAGUUAGACAAUACAAAACAUCAGGGUAUGCACAUGGAAAGGAAGUGUGGAAGGUUAAUGUAACCAACAAUUGUGAAUGUAGUCAAUCACAAAUACAAUUCAAUUGCACUGUAUUUCAAACAUAUUUGUCAGUUGAUCCAGCAAUUUUUAGUGAUGAUUGUCUUCUCAUUCAAGGAGGACUUCUUUAUCCUUCUAAAUCUGCCACUUUCUACUAUGCUUGGGAUCCUAAGUUUAUGUUUACACCAAUUUCUUCUCAAAGUUCAUGUUCUUAG
Molecule: messenger RNA, 360 nt
Organism: Lathyrus sativus (Indian pea)
Lineage: Eukaryota; Viridiplantae; Streptophyta; Magnoliopsida; Fabales; Fabaceae
Source: the annotation of a GenBank genome assembly